Humulus lupulus (European hop) is the source of this 1186-nucleotide messenger RNA. RefSeq names its product protein LSD1. Lineage: Eukaryota; Viridiplantae; Streptophyta; Magnoliopsida; Rosales; Cannabaceae. The transcript has 8 exons. The record is from RefSeq and is a predicted model, not a curated record. The coding region runs from base 284 to 811 and encodes 175 amino acids.
AAAACUCAACAGAUUAGAAAGAAAAAAAAAAAAUCUUUGGUUUUGACCGAAAUUCCGUGUUUCUCUCGGGAGACUUUUUUAACCGCGGAUCUACUAAGGUAGCUUCAGAGAAAAGAAAAAAAAUUGAAAAUCCCCAAAUUUAAAAUCAAAGUGACUAUUAUAUCUACGAGGCCUUCAAUUCCAUUCUUCCGAUUCUUACUAAGUUUCAGCUAUCCGAUUUCAUUGAAUAGAGUUUGAACUCCAUCAAAGAUUGUGAAAGAACAAAUUUUGACCAGAAUCAGUUAUGCAGAGCCAACUUGUGUGUAGUGGGUGUAGGAACGUACUUUUAUAUCCUAGAGGAUCUGCAAAUGUUUGCUGUGCAAUAUGCAGCACAAUUACCUCAGUCCCCCCUCCUGGGAUGGAAAUGGCACAGCUAAUUUGUGGAGGCUGCAGGACUUUGUUAAUGUAUACACGUGGAGCAACAAGUGUUAGAUGCUCUUGCUGUCAUACAGUGAAUCUUGCACCAGGAUCCAAUCAGAUGGCUCAUGUUAAUUGUGGAAACUGCCGGACAACACUCAUGUAUCCGUUUGGAGCUCCAUCGGUAAAAUGUGCAGUUUGUCAAUAUGUUACAAAUGUUGGUAUGGGCAAUAUGAGGGUUCCAAUUCCUGUGCACAGACCCAAUGGGAUCAAUUCCGGAACAAUGCCCUCCACUUCAUCUCCAAUGCCUCAUUCACAAAGCCAAACUGUCGUGGUCGAGAACCCCAUGUCUGUUGACGAAAGUGGCAAACUGGUGAGCAAUGUCGUUGUUGGGGUUACAACAGAAAAGAAAUAAUAAAAUUAAGAUUCCAGGACGUGCUGUAAGCAUUAUUUGGCUGGGGCAAAUCCAGAUGUUUUUUAUACAUCUCUAUAUAUAGACAUGGAAAUUGGUUGUGUAUAUCUUGUGAGAGAUUGACCAUGAUUUUCAUUUUUUCGAGAACCUUAUAUCAAAAUGUGAGGUUUCUGUGAUUAAACUGUGAUUGUACUUAAAAAAAAAAUAUUAGAGGCGAAAAGGGUCUUUCUUUUGGUCAUUUGUGUGAUUUUUUACAUUUAGUUUUCCCUAUUUGAAUCUAUAUGAAUGGAUGGAAAUAAGAAUAGGUGUAUUUAUUCCAGGUUCGUAUGUAUUUCAAUAAAUUGAUAAUAAUAAUUUAACCAUGAAAUUGGUUUGGAA